CUCCCGAAUCCACUGCAUUAUUAUACACCCGUUAGCAACAUGCUGGCUUAGGCAAAUGAAAAGGCAUUUCUUGGCUCUUACUGUCUAGGAGGCGAGCUCUCUACUCUUUCCUAUCAGUCUUGUGUUAGUUAACUACCAUGGACUCGGCCGCGUUCCCGUCAGCGGACGAGCAGCAGCGGAUACUGCAAGAUGCUAGCACAGUCAUUAAGCGGAAUGCAUUCCACAUGCGUAAAGCAAUCGAGGAGGACAACAUGCGCGACUCGCUGAAGCACGCGGCGGCCAUGCUGGGCGAGCUGCGCACGUCGCAGCUGCAGCCGCAGAAAUACUACGAGCUGUACAUGCUGGCGUUCGACCAGCUGUCGUACCUUGAGUCGUUCUUCGCUGACGAGCGCGGCAAGGGCCGGGCCUACUCGGAGCUGUACGAGCUGGUGCAGCACGCCGGCAACGUGCUGCCACGCCUUUACCUGAUGGUUGCUGUGGGCUGCCUGUACAUCAAGAGCCACGAGGCCAGUCCGCGGGACGUGCUCAAGGACCUGGUGGAGAUGUGCAAGGGCGUGCAGCACCCCACCCGCGGCCUGUUCCUGCGCGCCUACCUGUGCCAGCGCGCCAAGGGCCUGCUGCCCGACACCGGCUCGGAGUUCGAGGGUCCGGCCGCCGGCUCCAUCCACGACGCGCUGGACUUCCUGAUGACCAACUUCAUCGAGAUGAACAAGCUGUGGGUGCGCCUGCAGCACCAGGGCAGCGCAAGGGACAAGGAGAAGCGCGAGCGGGAGCGGCAGCAGCUUCAGGACCUGGUGGGCAAGAACCUUACCUACUUGUCGCAGCUGGACGGUCUCAGCUUCGAGCUGUACAGGGACCAGGUGCUUCCCCGUGUGCUGGACCAGAUCACCAGCUGCAAGGACGACCUGGCGCAGCUGUACCUCAUGCAGGCUCUGAUCCAGGGCUUUCCGGACCGCUUCCACCUGGGCACACUGGAGUCGCUGCUGGGCGUGCUGCCGCAGCUGCAGCCGGGAGUCAAGGUCCACAGCGUCAUGGCAGCUCUGAUGGACCGCCUGGCGCGCUACGCCUCCAACGCCUCCGCCUCCGCGGCGGGCGGCGGCGACCCGCGCGUGCUGGAGGAGCUGGCGGCCAUUGACGCCUUCAGCAAGUUCAAGGCCGCCAUCGCGCAGAUCAUCGCCUCGCAGCCCAACCUGCCCGCCGCCGACGCCGUGGAGAUGUACGUGGCGCUGCUGUCGUACGCCGGCAGCGUGCACCCGGGCCAGCUGGCCUACGUGGACGAGGUGCUGGCGGCGGCGCACGCCGCGCUGGGCGACCGCGGCCCGGGGCUGGGCGGCGACGCGCGCGCGGAGCGGCAGCUAGUGGCGCUGUUGAGCGUGCCGCUGGCCAAGUACGGUGUGGACGUGGCUCUGGGCCUGAAGGAGUACCCGCCCCUCACGCGGCUGCUGCGCUACCCUACACACAAGGAGCUGGCAGUCAAGAUCGUGCAGCGGGUGCUGGAGGCGCCGCCGCCCGGCGCAGCCGGCGCGGCGCCGUCGUCUCCCGCCGGCGGCUCCCCCGCUCCGCCCGUCAGCGGCGGCUGUGUGAUCAGCGACGUGUCAAAGGUCAAAAUGCUGUUCCGCUUCAUCGCGCCGCUGGUGGCGGACCCGGACGUGCCGGGGGAGGCGGGCGGCGCAGCGGACUUGGACGACGAGGACCUGGACGAGGAGCAGGUGCUGGUGGCUCGUCUGCUGCACCACCUGCGCUCCGACGACCCAGACACCCAUUUCACCAUCCUGUCCGUGGCGCACGACCAGCUGCUGGCCGGCGGCCCGCGCCGCCUGCGCACCACCCUGCCCUCCCUCGUCUUCUGCGGCCUAGCGCUGCACCGCCGACUCGUGACGGCGCGCGCGGGGGCCGCCGGCGGCGGCUCCGCCGCCGGCAAGAAGGCCGAGUCCAAGAAGGAGGCUGCGGCUGCGGCAAAGAAAAAGGAGGCGGACGAGAAGGAGGAGGAGGAGGACAAGAAGGAUGGGGAGAAGGAGGACGGCGAGGAGGGCAAAGAGGACGGCAAGGCAGAGGAGAAGAAGGAGGAGGAGAAGAAGGAGGAGCCGGCGCCGGCACCGACGGCUCCUGCAGCGCCCCUGACGCCACCCAAGCUGACCAGCGAGCAGCUGCUGCAGUUCCUCCUAGCCGCCAUCGGCCCGCUGUACGGCGGCCCGGCCGGCCAGCCCGUGACGGCGCUGCGGCUGCUGCUGGCGGCCGGGUACGUGGCCAGCGAGGAGGCGCGGCUGGAGCUGCUGGCCUACACCUUCUUUGAGGAGGCCAUCGCGCUGUACGACGAGGCUCUGCCCGACCAGCGCUCCCGCGCCACCGGCCUGUUCGACAUCAUCGGCGGCCUGCAGCGCUGCCGCGUGUUCGGGUCCGAGCACCGCGACGCUCUCACCGCCGCCGCCACCGCCGGCUGCAUGCGGCUGGUGGCGCGGCGGGAGCAAUGCCGCGCGCUGUGCGCCGCGGCGUGGCUGUGGUGGCAGGUGGAGGCGGACAAGGCGGCCGCAGGGGCCGGGGGCGACAAGGGGCUGCAGCCGCCUGUGCGGGACGGCGCCAAGGUGGUGGCCACGCUGCAGCGCGCCGCCAAGGUCGCUGGCCAGGGCAAGGCCCAGUGGGGCGCCACCGGCCGUGUGCGGGACGCCGCCUACCUGGGCGCCUACGUGGAGGUGGCGGACGCCAUGAUGAGGCUGUGGGACGCAGAGGUGCCGGGCAUUGACGCCGACAAGGUCCAGGCGCUGCUGGACACGGUGCAGGCCGACAUUGCCGCCGGCGUGGCGCCCGACGCCCACAGCGCCCGCCGCUGGGCCUCCACCCUGGCCCACAUCGCCAGCCAGGCGGCCGCCGGCGCCACGCCCGCCGUCAAGGAGCGGUACGGCAAGCUGAAGGCGCCGCCCGCGCCCCCCGCCGCCGCGUGAGGCAGUGGGUGUAGGGUGCGGGAUGAUGGGGAGGGAGCAGGUUGGGAGGCGUGGCCGGGGGAAGGGCGGGGAGUUGGGGUUGGAAGGUGUAGCGGUUGUUUGGGGAGGGACGGGGCAAGAACACCGUGUCGUGAGCAACGUUGUCUGCGGGGUAGUGGGUGUUAUGAAGGUGCAUAGUCUGUGGCUCUAUGCAGCAUAAGUUGUGCACGAUUGGGCAAAGGGUAAGACAUUCACGGGUGCCGGGCUUUGAAGCGUCAAAAUUCGGACUGCUUCGUGCGGGCCUUGGCACUUCUGCAGUCAACCCGCCUUCGGGGAACGCAGAGUUAGCACCUGCUUGCUUUCCCGCCGGACAAAUCAUGUAAGUCAAGGCAGUA
This is a messenger RNA of Chlamydomonas reinhardtii, 3313 nucleotides long. RefSeq lists its product as uncharacterized. The coding region runs from base 138 to 2939 and encodes 933 amino acids. The transcript has 18 exons. Gene Ontology annotation, cellular component: retromer complex; late endosome; retromer, cargo-selective complex. NCBI's taxonomy places the organism in Eukaryota, Viridiplantae, Chlorophyta, Chlorophyceae, Chlamydomonadales, Chlamydomonadaceae. Gene Ontology annotation, biological process: retrograde transport, endosome to Golgi; intracellular protein transport. The record is from RefSeq and is a predicted model, not a curated record.